AUGCGUACCGCAACGGAUUUAAUUGUGCUCUCUUCGUCCCCAGAAAGCAGUGCAAUUUGUAUUCCGCCGCUGUCGCUAGCAGAUGCGAAGACAACAUCGCUGCGUGACCCGUCUAUAUCUCCGUCACCUUCGCUGUCUAAAUCCUCUCGGCCUCCGACGCGCUCGAGAUUCUUUUCCACACCUCCAUACAGUCAAACCAAGACAGCAGACCGAAUAACUCAGGGACCGCUAAAAAAGAAGGAAACAGCGGCAGAUGCGAAUCCAAUUACUUUGGAGGAUAAACCGAAGUCCAGAGGACGAAAGCCUAAAUUUGCGCCGCAAACGGAAGUGCAGGGCCUAAUUCAUGGUGAUGCGGAAAAUAAGGAAAAUGCGCCAACGAAGCCCAAAAGGACCAGGAAGAAAAAGGAAGAAAGUAGAGCUGGAGGCGAUAAAUUGAAGAAUAAAACGAUAACUGGGAAGGUCACCAAGUCUGGGCGCUUGAAGACAAAGACAUCUGGCGCGAAGCCGGUUGAUGGUGAAAAGACUACGCGAGAACGAAGUGCUGGAAAGGAAGACACGCACAGCAGCUGUGAGAAGGAUGAGGGACAUGACUUACAACUAGAGAUCGCUAUGAAGAGAAGGAUGGAUUGGACUCCGACGAAGAAACCAGCUAAUUCACCUAUUGAUUUGGGGGGUCAGGAUGACACUGCAAAUGGACCAAAGGGCCUCGGUAUAUUGCUUUCCGAGUAUGAAUUUAGUGGUACGGGUACAACAAUGGUCAGAGAUCAGGCAUUUGGAGAUAGUGAACCGACGAAGCGUCGUCAAAUAGAGCUUGUGGAUCACAGGGUACUACCAGUAAAGCCGAAGCCCUUACACGAAGACAACGUUGCUCAUGAUAGUGAGAUGGACGCCUCACUAUCUGCAGUUUCCAAGCCCAGCAAAAAGCCAAAGCCGAAGACAAAACGGUUGACAACUUUGACUGCUCGUGUGACAGCCUCCUACUCCGAGAUAUCUAGGAGUCGCUCAGAUCCAAACGAUCAAGCGGUUUUGAUCACUGCGGAAAACACAACAGGAGCGAAAUCGAAAAGCCGCAAAAAAAAGACGGCGGACGAAAAUCCGGCGUUCAAUAUACCCAGAACAGUAUGCCCCCCGGAGGAGGCGUCUAAGUCGUUAGACCAGCAGGUCCUGGUCUUUGGAACAUGCAGCCAGCUCGAGCGAGAAGAUUCUCCCACUUUGCUUAAAGACACACAGGUCGCACUCCAGGAGUCAGAGAAGGAGUCAGCAAGGCACCCGUGCCUAUCUUCAGGGAUUGCGCGCCAAUCCUCUGCUGUACUGCGGUUUGCAACGCGAAGGAACCUGUGGUCGGUUGCGGCGAGGGAUGCAGAAGGACAGGUAGCUGAUGUUGAAGUUGUAAACCUUGUGGACUCACCCGAAACAACUAAAUCCAUUACCUUGCCCCUCGACGGUGACAAGGAAAAAUAUAAGGCACUGAGCUCACCUGAUGCAUCUAUACAAAUCGCCUCGUCUUUGGACGAUGAGGAAAGGAAUGAUGGGAAUGGGAGCGCAGCUACUGGAACGAGCAGUUUAUCAGACAUGCUAGCGGCAAAGUGCUCGACAUCGAUCGAUGGCACCCUGAACUACGAGUUAGCCGCGACGAAAAGCUAUACUGUUGAACAACCGGCUUGUAAGAAGCCAAAAGCUACACAUCAGCAAUCAAUGCCUUCCUAUCAGGGGAAAACGGACCUUCAAUUGGCGUCCGAGGUCCAGAGCUACGGAUUUAAGCCGCUCAAAAAUCGCCAGAAAAACAUCGAACUCCUUGAGAAGUGCUGGCUAGCUAAACAGGGACCAGCCACCCAUGUCGCUAGCGAAGAGACAGCGACAAAUCCUUCUGCAUCUGAAGCGAACAUGACCGAGGAAGAGGCAAAGCAAUCCGAAUCAGCAACCCAAAAAAGAACAACGAAAGCACGGCCUCAACCACAAUCAACAAAGGACAACUGUGAUACGACCACAAAUGCUGCAGCAAUGGACGAGAACAAACAACCUAGCCUAAGCCCUAGACCGAAAUCGAGGCCGCAACAUCAACCUCCUCUCAAACGCUCCUAUAUGGAGGUCGAAGAAAUCGAAGACUCAGAAGACGAAUCUCUCCCCUCCCCAACUGCGCUCCUGAGCCAGUUCAUACGCAGUCCGCCUCAAAAAGAAGAAAAGGCCAACAAGAACAAGAAGCAGAAACAGAAACACCAGGAACUACACACCUCUACCAUACCGUCGAGUCUGAGCCCAUCAGCAUCUGCUCCUCUAUCGUCUCGACUACAGUCGCGGCAAUUCAAGGCCGCACAAACCAAAGCAGCUCUACCUGCAAAUAGCGUUCUCCCCGACUUAGGCGAACAGAUCACGAAGGCCGUGCGUGCCCAGCCACGACAAAGUCUAAGCCAAAGUCCCGACGGUAGGAAACGGUUUAGCUGGCAUGAGAAAAUCCUCAUGUAUGAUCCUAUCUGCCUUGAAGACUUCACUGCCUGGUUGAAUACCGAGGGACUUGCUCUUGUCAAUGAGGAUAGGGAAGUUACCCCUGGGUUCGUUCGUCAGUGGUGUGAGUCUAAGGGUAUUUGCUGCUGUUUUAGGGUUAGGAAGACGGCUGGGCAUUUUUAG
Molecule: messenger RNA, 2625 nt
Organism: Aspergillus mulundensis
Lineage: Eukaryota; Fungi; Ascomycota; Eurotiomycetes; Eurotiales; Aspergillaceae
Gene: slx4
Product: protein slx4
Exons: 2
Coding region: 1-2625 (874 amino acids)
Biological process (GO): DNA repair; DNA replication
Cellular component (GO): nucleus; Slx1-Slx4 complex
Molecular function (GO): 5'-flap endonuclease activity
Source: RefSeq, a predicted model, not a curated record